GCCCAGAGCCGGAAGCUGCCCUGGGGCAAGACGCGAGACGGGGGCCGCCGCUCAGACCACCCUGGCGGACCGCAGAAACUUCCUAGGUGGCCGGGCGUUGCCUGCUUCCUGGGGCUUUGAGCGAACCCAGCUGCGCCGGGUCCAGAGGAGGCGUCCGUGGGGGCGAGCGGUGUCCCGGGCCGGGGCCCGCGGCGGGCGAGCGGGAGUGGUAGCCCCGCACUGCACUUCACAGAAAAGCCGUACUGACUUGUCACUCUGCAAGAGGUGAAAUUGGCACAGGCGACCCACGACUUGGUGUCAGAUCUCCUUAUAUUUUGGAUUCUGGCAAUGUUAUAAUGGAUGACACUUUGACAUCAGAUGUCGUUGGUCGGAGAGUCGAAGUUAAUGGAGAGCAUGCAACAGUGCGUUUUUCUGACGUUGUCCCUCCUAUGGCAGGACUCUGGUUAGGAGUAGAAUGGGACAAUCCCGAGAGGGGAAAGCAUGAUGGAAGCCACGAAGGGACUGUGUAUUUUAAAUGCAGGCACCCAACGGGAGGAUCCUUCAUUCGUCCAAACAAAGUAAAUUUUGGAGUAGACUUUCUCACUGCAAUUAAGAACCGCUAUGCGUUAGAGGAUGAACCAGAGGAAGAGGGAAAAGAGCAGAUUGUUACAAUUGGAAAUAAACCUGUGGAAACCAUUGGUUUUGACUCUGUUGUAAAACAGCAAAGUCAGCUGAACAAGUUGCAGGAAGUUUCUUUGAGGAACUGCGCAGUAAAUGGUCCUGGUGACAAAGGAGGAAUUGCCAAAGCUUGUCCUAAUGUUAGAAGCAUAGAUUUGUCAAAAAACCUGUUGUCAUCAUGGGAUGAAGUCGUAGAUAUUGCUGAUCAGCUCAAGCACCUGGAAGUCCUUAAUCUCAGUGAAAACAGACUAAAAUUUCCCUCCCGUUCACCAUCUCCAACUGGAACGUUUGCUGCACUGAAGGUUUUAGUCCUUAACCGGAUAGGAAUUACAUGGACGGAGGUGCUCUGCUGUGCCUCCGGGUGUCCUGUCCUUGAGAAACUGUACCUUGAGUCCAACAGUAUCGUCAUUUCAGAAAGGCCGACUGAUGUUCUACAGACGGUCAAGUUGUUAGACCUUUCUUCUAAUCAAUUAAUUGAUGAAAACCAGCUGUUUCUAAUAGCAUAUCUGCCCAGAUUAGAACAACUAAUCCUUUCUGACAUUGGACUUUCUUCUAUACAUUUUCCAGACGCUGGAAUUGGGUGCAAAACAUCAAUGUUUCCUUCCUUGCAAUACCUUGUACUAAAUGACAAUCGGAUAUCACAGUGGUCGUUUUUCAACGAGCUGGAUAAGUUACAGAGUCUGCAUACGCUGUCCUGCGCCAGAAAUCCCCUGACUGAAAGCAGCAAAGACGCACAGACCACACGGCAGUUCAUCGUCGCCAGGAUUGGUCAGCUGAGGACCCUGAACAAGUGUGCGAUUCAACGAGAGGAAAGGCGUGGGGCUGAGCUUGAUUACCGAAAAGCAUUCGGAAACGAAUGGAAAAAGGCUGGUGGACAUCAAGAUCCAGACAAAAACAGACCAAACGAGGAAUUUCUUGCAGCCCAUCCUAGAUACCAGUCACUCUGCCUCAAAUAUGGUGCACCUGAAGAUGGGGAACUCAAAGUGCAACAACCAUUUUUGCUCAAAAACCAGCUACUAACACUGAAGAUAAAACAUCCUAAUCAACUUGAUCAGAAAGUCAUAGAGAAACGACUGCCAGAGGAGGAAACUAAAGCCAGAGAGACUGAGACGCAUCCUCAUGGCGCCCGAGCCCCACACCAGCGUUCUCUCAGUAACUCAAUCCAUGACAAUUCAAAAGGUGAAAGGCUUGCUGUCACGUCUUCUCAAAGUUCCUGUGUCAGAACUUCUGUUGUCCUACGAAAGUCCCAAAAAAGGAAAUUUUGUGCAAAUGUUAAGAAAUACCACAUUGGUGACCUGUGAAAGUGCCAGCCAAGAACUAUCCUGAAAGACCAUAUAAUCUGCGGCCAAACCUUGGGCUUUCCUCAGACUUCCGCUCAGAUCAUCAUUCACCCACCCUGACCUUUAACACUGCGAACUGACCUCAUCAUCCUCUUGCUUCACACCGACAAGGAUCACCGCACAACUCCUUCAGUUUCCACAGCUGUGUUAGUUCUCGCGGAGAAUACUGAGGGGAAGACAGCAUUCCUGUUUCACAGGUCUUCUCACACAGCCACAGGCUGUCCUGUUGAAAAACGAAACAAAAGCUGAUUUGGGAGCCCUGACACCCUGCUGGAAGACAGCUGAAAGCGUGCAUACAGGAGCUUCCAGAUCCCAGUGAGGCUGAAGUUAUUUCAAAGACAAGUGCAUGUGUGAACCCACCCAGUUUGUGGGGGAUAGGAAAAGCACACACCGGUGACCCUGCGGCUGUGGAAUAAAGAAACAGUGCAGUGUGUGCAUUAAGAGUUUGCGAAGGGAGUUCUAUGACGAGAGGGUGUGGAAACCACAAAUGCAGAGUUUCGUAUUUGCUACUGGAGAAGAGGUGGCCAAAUAACAUUAUGAACAACAGCAAGUAUUGAGGGAAUGGUUACAAUAUUCGGGGGACAAUACCAAGUGCUUUAUAUUUUCUCACAAUAACCCUGUGAGGUAGGAAUUAUUUCCUUUUUACAAAUGAGAAACUAAGAGUGAAGAAACUUGCUCAAGGUCAUGCUGGUAGGCUGAGUAGGAAAGAUCGAAAUGGAGUCUUGUCAGACUCAGAGCCGGAGUUUUCACCCACCAGCCUACUUCCCAGCUCCGUGGACUGGCUUCUGUUUCCAGCAAUAUAGCAGAAUACAGAUCCCAUUCAAUUUGAGAACAUAAAAAGGAGGGAUAUAAUAAAAAAUGUCUUUUUAAAGGAUGGCUGAACUGGUGGCAAAGGAGAGGAAACUGGAGAGUAGAAGGGCCUGGAGUCAGCGUGUGCCUUGUACAGGCCACGCCUGGGGACAGGAGACUGACCACUCCUUCCUACAAAGCCCUGUGCCCCUGGGGGCCGAGAGCCUCCAGGGGUAUUAAAGGAAACAGAGGAGGCCUGUCUGUCUCCGCCCUGACCCUGGACGGGUGGGAUGGAGAGAGUCUCCCCUGAGCAUCUGGAACCGUAGCCCGCACUUAGGUGGGCCUGCAGCUGGAGUCACAUUCUGUGGAGCCACCUCACUGCCAGAAUCUGAAGUCAGCUGAUUCUUUUAAGUUUUAAAGCUGCAAAGAAUUUCUGAUCAAACGUAUAAAAACUUAAUUCAUUGUGAGUAGGAGAACUUCCAUUCAAAACAUUUCCUUUUGGUUUAGACUCAGAAAAAUAUUGUAUGAGAUCUAGGCAGAUUAUUGUGAAUUAGAUCAAGAGCACAGUGAUGAUGCCAGAAGACCGUCCACUCACUGUUCUGCCCAAGGUUUGAUAGAGAAACCUCGCUGAACUCCUCAGAACCCAGAGCCCAGCCCCACUCAGGCUUGCUUACCUGGUAUCUUUUAGGUCCUAUGGCUGCCAUCCAAAUGCCCAUGCUUACAUCUUCACCCUGCACAGGCCCCAUAAAGUUUAAAAUGUAAACAUUUAAAUGCUGUUUCAUCUAUAAAGACAAUGCCACACCCAUUCCCGUAAGUAAUCUUUCUACUUCUUUGUUUUGUGAUUAUUCUAAUAUGCAGUGCUGAGGAUGUAUUAUAACACUGAUACACGAAGUAAAAGCUACCUGCCAUUAACACACCACAAUGAAGUCUGACUAUACACACCAAGCAGCCAGCCCCUCUUCUCGUGGACCCUAAACUUCCAGCACUAACGGUAUGAAAGAUGCACUGGAUCUAAGAACCAGGCAGAGUUUUAUUUAUUUGCCAUCUCGGAAUCAGCAAAAAAGCAAGCUUAGUAUUAAGCUUGCUGAGUC
Eubalaena glacialis (North Atlantic right whale) is the source of this 3877-nucleotide messenger RNA. RefSeq names its product tubulin folding cofactor E (gene TBCE). The record is from RefSeq and is a predicted model, not a curated record. The transcript is spliced from 19 exons. The coding region runs from base 336 to 1958 and encodes 540 amino acids. Lineage: Eukaryota; Metazoa; Chordata; Mammalia; Artiodactyla; Balaenidae. Gene Ontology annotation, molecular function: alpha-tubulin binding. Gene Ontology annotation, biological process: protein folding.